Molecule: messenger RNA, 3797 nt
Organism: Lemur catta (Ring-tailed lemur)
Lineage: Eukaryota; Metazoa; Chordata; Mammalia; Primates; Lemuridae
Gene: TNS4
Product: tensin 4
Exons: 13
Coding region: 166-2313 (715 amino acids)
Molecular function (GO): protein binding
Source: RefSeq, a predicted model, not a curated record
CACCUGGCCGUGCUCCUCACCUGGCGGUCGGGAACACAACAGCCUGCCCGCACGCGUGGACACCAGGUCCUGGGAGCUCCUGGUUGGCACGUGCCAUCUCUGGGAUGUCCGUGGGGCUAAUUGGAAGCCGGAGGUAAACCAACCACUGAGGUCAUCACCCCUACCAUGUCCCAGGUGAUGUCCGGGCCCCUGCUGGCAGGAGGCCACACGGUCAGCUUGGCUCCCUGUGAAGAACCCAGGAGGGCCCUGCACCCAGCACCCAGCCCCAGCCUGCUGCCCCAGUGUUCUUACUACACCAUGGAAGGCUGGGGAGCCCAGGCCCUCAUGACUCCCGUAUCCUGCAAGGGCCCCCCCAACAGGCUCCAGCAGGCCACACAGGCUGAGGCCAAAGCCAACUGCCUCCUGCAGUCCCCUGGGGAGCAGGCCUCGGGGACCCUGGAGGACCUUGACUCCUACAUUGACUUCUCCCUGGAGAGCCUCAACCAGAUGAUCCUGGAACUGGACCCUACCUUCCAGCUGCUUCCCCCGGGAGCUGAUGGCCCCCAGGCCAAAUCUGCCCAGAGCACCACCUCAAGGAGAAAGAAAGAGGAACCUGAAGCCUUGGAUAUAAAGUACAUCGAGGUGACCUCCACCAGAUCAAGGUGCCACGAUGGCCCCCAGCGCUGCUCCAGCCCAUCUGUCACCCCGCCCUUCGGCUCUCCACGCAGUGGUGGCCUCCUUUCCAGAGACGUCCCCCGAGAGACCCGAAGCAGCAGCGAGAGCCUCAUCUUCUCUGGGAGCCAGGGCAGGGGACACCAGCGUCCCCCUCCCGCUUCCGGGGGCUCCUCCCCUCACCCUCCACUCUCCCCCAGCAUCUCUAUCCCUUGCGUGGGGAGCAAGGCCUCGAGCCCCCAGGGCUUGAGCUCCCCACUGGUGUCUUCUCCAGGCCUGGAGAAGAGGCUGGGGGGCCUGGCCCCACAGCGCGGCAGCAGGGUCUCUGUGCUGUCGGCCAGCCCAGCGUCUGACGUCAGCUACGUGUUUGGAAGCAGCCAGUCCCUCCUACACUCCAGCAUCUCUAGCCAUCGGUCAUCUUCUAGAUCCUUGGAAAGUCCAGCUGGCUCUUCCUCCAGCCUCCACAGCCUUGGCUCCAUGUCCCUGUGUACGAGACCCAGUGACUUCCAGGCUCCCAGCAACCCCACCCAGAGCAUUGGCCAUCCCAGAGCACCCCACUCCUCACCACUGGCCAAAGAACAUGCCAACAGCUGCCCCCCAUCCAUCACCAACUCCAUGGUGGACAUACCCAUCGUGCUGAUCAAUGGCUGCCCAGAACCAGGGUCUCCGCCACCCCAGCGGACCCUAGGACACCAGGGCUCUGUCCAACCUGGAGCUGCUUCUGCCAGCAACCCCUGUCCAGCCACCAGGAGUCACAACCAGACCCUGCCAGAUGCCCCCACCACCACCUGCCCAGACGGUCCCACCAGGGACAUGCAGCCCACCAUGAAGUUCGUGAUGGACACAUCUAAAUACUGGUUUAAGCCAAGCAUCACCCGAGAGCAAGCAAUCGAGCUGCUGAGGAAGGAGGAGCCAGGGGCUUUUGUCAUAAGGGACAGUUCUUCAUACCGAGGCUCCUUCGGCCUAGCCUUGAAGGUGCAGGAGGCCCCAGCAUCCGCCCAGAACCAACCAGGCGAGGACAGCAGUGACCUUAUCCGACACUUCCUCAUUGAGUCUUCUGCCAAAGGGGUGCAUCUCAAAGGAGCAGAUGAAGAGCCCUACUUUGGGAGCCUCUCUGCCUUCGUGUACCAGCAUUCCAUCAUGGCCCUGGCCCUGCCCUGCAAACUCGCCAUCCCUCAGAAAGAGCUGGGAGGUGCAGACGGGGCCUCGGACCCCUCUACAGACAGCCCAGCCUCCUGCCUGAAGAAAUCUGCUGGCUGCCACUCCCUGUACCUGAGCUCCGUGCGCGUAGAGACCCUGACCGGCGCCCUGGCCGUGCAGAAGGCCAUCUCCACCACCUUCGAGAGGGACGUCCUCCCCACACCCACUGUGGUCCACUUCAAAGUCACGGAGCAGGGCAUCACCCUGACCGAUGUCCAGAGGAAAGUGUUUUUCCGGCGCCAUUACCCCCUCACCACCCUCCGCUUCUGUGCCAUGGACCCUGAACAACGGAAGUGGCAGAAGUACUGCAAGCCCUCCCGGAUCUUUGGGUUCGUGGCCAAGAGCCAGACGGAGCCCCAGGAGAACGUGUGCCACCUCUUCGCGGAAUACGACACAGUCCAGCCAGCCUCACAGGUCAUCAGCCUGGUGGCUGCGCUGCUGCAGGACGCAGAAAGGAUGUAGGGGAGGGAGCUGCCUGUGCCCCUUCCUGGACAUCUCCAGGCGUGCCUAGAGCCCGCCUCCACCCACUGAACGAGUGUGGCCUGUGGCCACAUGGACAGACCAGUCUGUUGGACUGGAAGUGAACAGUAUCAAGUUGAAACCCUUGAACCUGCUGUGACCUUCAGCAGUAACCUUCAUCCAGACCCCCCUGGGCCUCAGUUUGCCCAACCAUGAAAGGAGCCCAAGAGACAAGGUCAGCUGUUCUCAGACUUUGGUGGGCAUUUGAACAUGCCCCUCCUUGAUUCUGAAGGAUACCCACAUUCAACAUUCAAGGACGCCUGCCUGAAAAUAACCUCCGAGGACCCUCUGGCCCCAUCAGUGUGCCUGGAUACUACCGACACAACAGUCUGACCGGGAGACCUGGGGCCCUGGCAGACAGCAGGUGCUGGGUCGGGACCCACAGGGUUCCGGGCCUGAGGCAGGCGAUGGUUAAAGAUUGAGGCCAGAGCAAGGGAUGGACAGACUCUAUUUCCCUCUGUAUCUGUUCCUCUCCCCACUUUCCUAAUGCCUUUUUGGGUGCACCUGCCCAGGAUUCUGCAGGCCAACAUGGCUGUGGUUGCUGGGGCAGCUCAGCAAGGGGUGAUCUUGCCUCCAUGGUCAGAGAAGACCCAGCUGUCCUUGCACUCUUGAUGUCUAGUCCCCUGCCCCACUUGCAAAUGAAUAUCCCCAUCUUUUCUUUCAAUUUCUUGGUAAGCACGUGUACCAUAGCUGAUGUCACAGCUGCCCUAGUGUUGCACAUCUGGGGCUUGGGGGCAGAGACCCCAGUUCUCUAGGGCAGAUAUGAGGGCCAUCUCUCUGUGGUUCUGCCUCAGCUUCAGUCUUACUGAGUCCCCCCGCCCCCCGCCCUCACCACCCCAACACACAACACACGCACGCGCACACACACACUCAUGGAUUCACACACACAGUCCCCACCACCGCUGUGUGGUGUCAAAUGUCCUCACAGCCACACGGGGGCAGCAGAGAGUCAAGAAUGCAAAGCCACUGCCUCCUUCCUUCCCCGACAGGCUGGGGAAGCUGGCGCUUCCCCCCACGCCCACCCCCACCGGCCCCGAGAAGCUGGAACCAUGUGUCUAGCAAGCCCUGGCUUCCUGAGGAAACCACUCCAUGGGGGUGGAAAGGGAGGCUCAGGGAAAAAGCCCCCUCUUGCUCUAUGCCUGCGCCCUCCCAGCGGCUAGCCCUGCCACAGCAGCGUUAUCUUUGGCCAAGGUUGGGCCUGACGGGUUAUGAUUUCAACCCAGGAAACCAAACUGGACUGGAGCGGCCCUGGGCUGGUGGGAGAGGCUAAGGCCAGCCCACCCAGCCUGCGGUUGGGCACUGCCCCACCCCCGAAGUCUGCAGAACUGUUAGAUGAGGUUCUCAAGGUCACAGUGCCCAAUCCUAGCCUGGGGACUCCCAGGUGUGUAGCUCCCAUCACAAAAAAUAAAGCAUCUGUCUUUGCACAA